UUUUUCUCUUCAAAUCUCUCUCUCUCUGUUUCUGAGCUUCACUAAAAUGGCGUCGCCACCUCUGCUCACGGCGCUUCUCCUCCUCUUCACGGCGUCGCUAAUUGAGCCCUCCCAAUCACAAUCCGCCACGUGCACGAAGCAAUCCUUCACCAGCAACAAGCGCUACGCCUUCUGCAACGACCUCCCCUCCCUCAACUCCUUCCUCCACUGGGACUUCGAUUCCGCCCAAUCCACGCUCUCCCUGGCCUUCACCGCGGCGCCUCCGAAGCCCGACGGCUGGGUGUCCUGGGCGCUCAACCCCACCGCCACCGGCAUGGCGGGCUCGCAGGCGCUCGUCGCCUUCAAGCAGGCCGACGGCGCGAUGGCGGUGAAGACCUACAACAUCACCUCCUACGCGCCGCUGAGGGAGUCGAAGGUGUGGUUCGACGUGAAGGACUCCUCCGCGGAGGCCUCGGCUGGAGGCGCGAUCACGCUGUUCGCCACCGUGGUGCUGCCGGAGAAGGGGAGGACGGUGCUCAACCACGUCUGGCAGGUCGGGGGAUCCGUCGUCGGCGGCGUUCCGGCGAAGCACGAGUUUCAGCCGGCGAAUUUGAACGCGAAGGGGAGCCUUGAUUUGCUGAAAGGGCACAGCAGCGCUUCCAACGACGGCGAUUCCAAAUUGAAGAAGAGGAAUAUUCAUGGAGUGCUGAAUGUGGUGAGCUGGGGGAUUAUGUUCCCGACUGGGAUCGUCAUGGCGCGAUACUUGAGGGUGUUUCCGUCGGCUGAUCCAGCGUGGUUUUACCUGCACGUCUCGUGCCAGGUCUCUGCCUACGCCAUUGGAGUUGCUGGCUGGGGAACUGGCCUUAAACUCGGGAGCGAGUCCAAGUCCAUUACCUAUUCAGUCCAUCGCAACAUUGGGAUCACGCUCUUCGUAUUUGCAACCCUGCAGGUGUUUGCAUUGCUUCUGAGGCCCAAGAAGGACCAUAAAUAUCGUGUAUACUGGAACGUCUACCAUCACGGAGUAGGAUAUUCAGUUGCGGUUCUGGGCAUCAUCAACGUGUUCAAAGGCCUCGCCAUAUUGCAGCCUGACCCCAAGUGGAAGCGCGCAUACAUUAUUGUGAUUGCGAUUCUUGGAGGCAUUGCCUUGUUGUUGGAGGCCAUCACUUGGGUCGUCGUGUUGAAGAGGAAAAAGGCCGGAAAAUCUUCCAACUCGUACGACGGAUACAACAACGGACACUCUAGGCAAGAACCUUGAUCAUUUUGUGCCAUUUUGUUGCCUAUCUAUAUACUACCUAUUUAUUUCACUUUCUUCAUUGAAUUUGUGACAUUUUCACAUGUACAAUGUAGUUUUUGUAGUAGUUAGUAUGGCAUACAACCUAUAGAUACAAAAGGCUUCAUUAAUUCAAGUAUCUAAGUUGGUGUUUGUUGCAA
Molecule: messenger RNA, 1410 nt
Organism: Salvia hispanica
Lineage: Eukaryota; Viridiplantae; Streptophyta; Magnoliopsida; Lamiales; Lamiaceae
Product: cytochrome b561 and DOMON domain-containing protein At3g25290-like
Source: RefSeq, a predicted model, not a curated record